Lottia gigantea (owl limpet) is the source of this 762-nucleotide messenger RNA. RefSeq lists its product as hypothetical. The record is from RefSeq and is a predicted model, not a curated record. The transcript has 2 exons. The coding region runs from base 1 to 762 and encodes 253 amino acids. Lineage: Eukaryota; Metazoa; Mollusca; Gastropoda; Lottiidae.
AUGUCUACCGAUUCUGAAGGAGCGGUCAUGACCGAAAAGAUAUCUACUGAUUGUGUAAGAGGGGAGAUAACAUUGAAAUGCGAUUUCAAAAUAAAAAUAGGAACUCCCAAUGAAAAUCGUGUACCACAAACCAACACAACCUUAGAAAACAAUUUCUUCCCAUCCUUAUUUACUGAAAUGGUUUUGGAAGCUGGUUCAAAUCCUAUAGAAACCAUUAAACACCCUGGGGAAUUUGACACAAUGUUGAAAACAGUUCUAUAUCCCAAAAAUUACGAUUCAGUUUCAGGCUGGAUACCCGAUGUUGAUGAUGGAAGUGUUUUAAAAGAACCGGUAAGAAAUAUUGCAAAUGAUGCGGAUUUAGCUAUUGCUAAAAACACAAUAGAAAAAGUAGCACGAGUAGCUUAUCAUGGAUUCGAAAAACGAGCACUUCAGUAUAACAAUAGCGUUGAUAAUAAUAGUUGGGGUAAUUACGUAAAUUGGAAGUUAUAUCCAUUAUUUGGUCUGUUGGAACACAGAAAAGUUUCCAUAGGGUUACCACAUAAAAUUCAUCUACAAAGAGAAAUUAAUGAUGAUAAGAUAUUCUUUGGAGAGAAUGCUUCAGAUGCAAAAUUAGAAAUAACGAAUCUCCAACUUUACAUACCCAUAAUAACACCAUCAAUUGAAGUAGAAACGAGAAUAUUCAACCCAUUAACUAAAGAUAUUGAAAUAGCUUUUCUUCGUCGUAACACGGUAGGUAGCAUGACUUUAACUGGAGAUAUUUAA